CGCUGUUUGAGGAGGGAGUGAAACGGCGCCCAUGCGGAGGAAUACUAUGAAAAACCGCAAACUAAAAAAUAAUCAUUUUAACAAAUUGGGCGCUUCUGAAAAGUUUAGAUUUAAACAAAUAUAUAAUUUGGUAAGAAAAAAAAGAGCGAAUAUUUUUUACAUUUUCUUUCUUUAAAAAAUGGCGAAGUUAAAUUGCGUUGAUCUUGAUAAAUUCAUGGAUGACUUUGCUCGUCUGGAACAGAACAUCACUGCGGCUCACAGCAGAAGCAGCUCGCUGGAGAUCAUGCUGGAGGAUGCUAACAGACUCCGAACAUUCGGUCUGACUAAAGAGAAGAGUCUGUCUGAAGAGAAAGAAGUCCUCCUGGUUACUGUGAGAAGACUGCAGCAGACUCUGCAGGAGCAGUGCAACCUCAGAGAAGAAAACGAGAGACUAAAAUCUGAUGUCUUGGAUCUGAAACAACAGAAUGAAAGAACAAGAGAGGUUGGAGAGGCGGAGCUUCAGCGGCUGGUCAGCAAACUACAAGCAGAGGAAAAGAGACACACGGUGGAGCUGGAGGCCGUGAGACAGAGGUGCAGCAGGGAGGUGGAGGACGCCCGCAGGGAGGCUGUCAUGCAGCUGGAAGAAAAAGAAGCAGAAAAGAAAGAGCUGCUGCAGGAGAAGGAUCUGAAUCUGGAGGAGAUGAAGAAGAGGCUGAAGGACCAGGAGAAGGAGAGGCAGAGCGAGCUUCUGAAGUUACAGAUGGAGUUUGGUGCAAAGUUGGCCAGAGUUCAGAGCUCUGCCCAGAGAAGCCAGCAGCAGCAAGGCUCCAGCCCACUGCCACACAGCGUCUUUAAGAGGAAGCUGCAGUUUUUCCAGGAGGAGAAGAACAAAGAGGUCACGGCUCUACGUCAGCGAAUCAGAGAGCUGGAAGAGAACCAGCGGGUCUGCAGCCUGAAGAGAAGGAAGCUGUAGUUUGAUGAAACCAGCAUGACCCUCUGCAUGACAUGCAGAAGGUCACUUGUGAGAGCAAACAUUUCUCGACUUUAGCCCGGCAGCGCUCGUGUCCACGGUGGUCUCGUGCUCACAGGUGUGCACCGGAGAGCACAUUUAAGCACACGCUGCUUCGCCGUCUCAGGGUUUAAUCCAAUUACAAGCCUUUAGGGGAGGGAGCGUAGAUGAGGAGGAGGAACACUUUUCAAUGAAUCACAAUGCCGGAAGAGUAAUCCUAUUCAAGCUAAUCUGUUUCCCCUCAAACAAGUUACCUUACUGCACUUGUUUCCUGUGUGGAAAUGCUUCAUAUGAGUUCUUCUGUCUGAAACGUUCCCACGAACCAGCUGAAACACCUUUAUUUCUUCUCAUCUGUCCAUCUUCAGGUCAUAAAUAAACAGUUUGACAUGUCA
This is a messenger RNA of Oryzias melastigma (Indian medaka), 1380 nucleotides long. Its product is annotated as coiled-coil domain-containing protein 152. The transcript is spliced from 8 exons. Lineage: Eukaryota; Metazoa; Chordata; Actinopteri; Beloniformes; Adrianichthyidae. The record is from RefSeq and is a predicted model, not a curated record. Bases 179 to 952 code for a protein of 257 amino acids.